CGUCGACGUUCAGUUCGUUCGUUGUUCAGUUCGCUCGGUUCGCGAGUAGCAACGCGUGUGCUGCGCGAGAGAUCUCAACCCUUGUGGUGCGGCUGCACGACCCGCAGCGUCGCAACGACCGUCGUCGCGAACGCAACACUCGCGGAUUUUUCGCGUCGCGUCGCCGCCACCGCCGCCGCCGGCUAGUCGCCGGGCAUAAAAUUAAUAAAACACGUUUAGUGCGUUACCUAUACUCAUCAAUAUCACAAUAUCACAACCGUAAAACGGACACGUGUGCUUAAAUCUACAAAAAUCGCGUAAACAACAUUCCAUUGGAUUGAUAACAACAUCUCAAACAUCUAGCAGGAGGAAUGCAGAGCCACGACUAGUUGCAGCGCAGGUCGCAGUCACUUAAACUCGCCCUUUAAUGCCGUGGCGAACGUGAAGCGAACACGGCGCGGUGUGGAGAAAAUUAGAAAUUACGUUUCGGCGCAAAAGCGAAACCCUCGCCGCCCCGAUGAUGAAAGUCCAACGAGGAGUCUUCUUCCUUCUCGCCUGCGUUCUGCUGUCGUCGGUGUGCGCACAGGAUGAGACCAACGCGACGUCGCUGGAGGAAAACGCCAUCGCCACCGUCGAGGACGAAUCCGACCAAGAGUUGUCGUCGCAGCUGCAGGAUAUUGAUAUACGAGCAAAUGGAUGGACCGCCUGGUCAGAGUGGUCGGCAUGCUCUAGGUCCUGUGACGGCGGCGUUUCGCAUCAAUUACGCCGGUGCCAACUUGCAAAAUGUCGCGGGGACCGUCUCCGAUACAAAAUCUGUAAUAUGCAGCCAUGUCCAGAGAUACAUGAAUUCCGUGAGGUUCAAUGCGCCGGAUUCAAUUCCCAGCCGUAUGAGGGCAUCCAUUAUAACUGGCUGCCGCACUAUGACGAUGUGGAGCCGUGCGCGUUGACAUGUCGCGGUAAACCCGCAGCCGGGGUGGAUUAUCCCAACGAGGAUAAUUCAAUGCUGGUGGUAGCGCGCUUGUCCGACAAGGUGCACGACGGCACCAGGUGUCGUCCGGGCAGCCUCGAUAUGUGCAUCAAUGGAAAGUGUCAGCGUGUGGGAUGUGAUCUCCGCAUUGGAUCCGAGAAACAAAUCGACGCAUGUGGUAUUUGUGGUGGGGAUGGCAGUUCCUGCAAACGACCUUUAUACCAUUGGUCUUUAGCAACGCUUUCCUUCUGUUCGGCAACUUGUGGUGGAGGUUACAAAAUGUCGCGCUCUGUAUGUUUAAAUCGAGUUUCCGGCGAGGAAGUGGAGGAACAACUCUGCAACUUGAUGCAGAAACCUGACGCCAGUGUUGUCCCAUGCAAUACUCAUAGUUGUCCACCAAAGUGGCACGUGCUGGAGUGGGGCCCGUGUUCUGUCACUUGCGGCGGCGGAUCGCGCCUUCGACAGGUGCACUGCGUCGAAGAGGCGAACAACACCAAGAUACGCAUAAACGAAGGCAAGUGUGGGGCACGCAAGCCGCACUUCCAGGAGGCUUGCAAUCAGAUCGACUGUCCAAAGUGGCACGCGUCCCAGUGGUCCGGCUGUUCGGUAUCUUGCGGCGAGGGUGUCCAAGUGCGCGUCGUCGAGUGCCGGGAUCACAAGGAUAAGCCCAGCACAUUGUGUCCGGAGCGCCUCAAGCCGACGGCGACGAAGCCCUGCUCGACCGGAAUGCAAUGUCCUUUCCACCUAAUCGACGAGCAUUCCAAUGGUGACGAACUGCUGCCGGGAUUGUAUCACACCCAGCCGUUGAUUCAACCAUACCCGCCGCCGGCCCCCGCGCAUGCUGAGCGUCUCGUCGGCGAGCAGACGGUGCCAUCGGAGAGCACAUUUAUUCCGGACGAAUGGGGACCCUGCAGCGUCUCAUGCGGGGAGGGCGUCCGCAAACGCGAAGUGCACUGCAAGAUAUUUCUGGAGUUCUCUCGAACGAUAGCAAAACUUCCUGAUCGCCAGUGCAGCGGGCCCAAGCCGAUCGAAAUGGAGAAAUGCUUUAUGGAGCCAUGCAGUUCCAGCUCGGAGCGCAUCGACAUCAAAGACGAUCCGUAUCGCCAUGAUUCGGUGAUAAAAGUAGCGCCCGGCACGCCGGGUAAAACGUACUCAUGGCAGGAGCAAGGAUACACGCACUGCAGUGCGACGUGCCUGGGCGGCGUGCAGGAGUUGAUCGUGAAUUGCGUGCGAGACGACACGCAAAAGGUCACCUCGCCGUACCUCUGCCCGCGGGAGCUCAAACCGGAGAUACUAAUUAGGACGUGCAAUGAUCAUCCGUGCCCGCCGCGUUGGAACUAUUCCGAUUUUCAGCCGUGCACGCAAUCGUGCGGCAUCGGGAUUCAAACGCGCGAGGUGAAUUGCAUUCAUGAGGUAACGCAGGGCGGCGGUAAUACGGUCGUCGUGCCGAAUAAUAUGUGCCCGCAGCCGCCGCCGCCCGAUCGGCAAUACUGCAAUGUGCUAGAUUGUCCGGUGCGGUGGCGCGUUUCCGAAUGGUCCAAGUGCAGCAAGAUAUGCGGCGGUGGCGAAAAGACGCGCAAAGUGGAAUGCAAACAGGUGAUGGCACAGAAUCACACCGUCGAUAGACCGGCGACGAUGUGCCCGAUGCCAAAACCCUCCGAUCGCAAACCGUGCAAUACGAAAAGCUGUGCCCUGGACACCGACAAACCUAUAAUCGAGACUUCGAAUAGUACGUUCAUACAACACGACCCGAAAAAGAAGAAAAUCUCGUUGAAAAUCGGCGGGGCAGCGACCGUCUUCCACGGCACCAUCAUCAAAAUAAAAUGUCCGGUGAAACGCUUUAAUCGCACCCGCAUACAGUGGGCCAAGGAUCACAACUACCUUCCAAAGACAAAGAAAUACAAGACGUCCAAGAAGGGCGCCCUGCGCGUGCAGAAUCUAACGUAUCGGGAUAGCGGUGUUUAUACUUGCGUCGCCGGUCGUUCGUCCGCCGACUUGACGCUCAACGUCCGACCUAAGCCGGGCGAGUUUAUCAACUCGGAAGAAAUUCAACGGCAAACCGGUGGAUAUUCGAGGGACAGAGAUCGGGGCCGGGACCGGGUGGAUUUUGAAAUAGCUGAUAGACAUCACGAGCGGGACGAAAUGAAUCCGAUAUUCGAUGAUCACAGUCAUGAGCGUCGGCCGGAUAUGCCAAAGAAACAACCGAAGAAGAUACCGCGGACAACAGCGCGUCCCGGCAAAACUGAUUCGAACAGUUUGAAUGCCUGGCAAUUGCCAACCACGACUGCCAGAUCCGAUGACCAGCUGGUGCCGUCACACCUUCCGGCGAGCGCUACCGAGAAAGUCCCCGUGGUGGCUUCAUCCGGUAGCAGGAUGUUGCCACACUUCCAAAAACUAAUUGCCAAUCUACAGCAAUUGUGGCCUUUCCAGACGUUCUCCAACUCGCGCGGUCACCGUAUGGUGGCCACAUUUCCCGACGAGGACCAAUUGAUGAUUGACCAAACGCAACGUGAUAGCAACGAUGAUGGAUCCGUGGUGGUGCUGGGUAAAGGCCUGCCGGAGAAUUUGAAAUUCGAAUGGGCGCUGACCGAUUGGACCAAGUGCUCGGAGACGUGCGGAGGUAAUGGAUUUCAAAUGCGCGCGGUGCAUUGCAUCGUCAAGCUGCACAACAAGAGCCAAGGCGUUGAGAAUAAUUUGUGCGUGGACGCCGGCUUGGAAGGACCGGACACGAUCCGCAAGUGUGGCGUCAACGAUUGUCCCAAAUGGAUUACGUCCGAAUGGAGUACGUGCGAAGAGUCCAAGUGUUUCGCAUUCAACAAAGCACUACAGCGUCGUGACGUGCAAUGCAUCCUGCCCGGCAACGUAACACUGCCAAACGAAAAGUGCGACCACCGUGAGCGACCUAACAACCGCCAGGAAUGUACUUCUGAGAAGUGCGUCGGCAAGUGGCGGGCGGGUCCCUGGUCCAAGUGCUCAACCGCUUGUGAUUCGCAGGGUGUCAAGUAUAGAAUUUUGCAGUGUGUCUGGAACGGCACGAAGAAGCCAGCUGGCUUUGCGUGCAAGGACGAACCGCGGCCGGCCGUUAUGAAAACCUGCAAAGGGCCGCCGUGCGCCACGCUGAGACAGGAAUGCGCCGACCAUUCAAUAUUUUGCCCCAACGUCAAGGCAAUGAGCAUGUGUCGCCUCCACCGAUAUCAGCAGCAAUGCUGCGAGUCGUGUACGCUCAAUUGAAACACAAGGAUGUGACGACGCCUAGGACAAUGUAGGAAAUUAACGCGAGGCUGCGAGUGUGUAAUCAAGUGUAUAAAUUAAGCGCGGUGGCAUCGUUGCGGAGAGAGAACUGUAAAUAGAUUCAAAUAUCAACGUGCGUUGGUUGCGAUAUUAAUAAAAUGUUGUUGAUGGUUUGGAUGAAGAAAUGUGCCGUGCACAGUAUAAUAGUAUUAUAUUAUAGCAAUAUUAGGAAAUAACUUGGUGAACAGUGGACACAAACAUACAAAGGAUAUAUCUACGAAAAUAUAUGCAUGCAUAUAUUUACUGUACAUAUUUUCAAAGACUGAAUUAUUUGUUAUAAAUUAAUUUUCGUUGCGUUAAGUAUUUAGUUAGUCCAAGGAACUUUCAUGAAACUGACUCAAUGAGUGUUUUAACAAAUUGUUUAUAGCCGAGAAUUGAAAUGUCAGAGAUUGGUUCAUCCCAAUCCCUCAUUGCAUAUUCAAUCAAGAAUCCUUUCAGCUUUCCGCUGCAUAAUGAAAAUCAUAUUAAUAAUUUAACACCAAAUAUAUACAAACCGUUUCGGAUAGCUUCAGGAAUCUUUUUCAAUGAAUAUUUCAAACAGGGUGUUAAAUAAAUCACAACUCAAAGUUUUUCUUUCAAUUUCUAGACGUAUGCCAGCAGUUGCCAUUUGCGAUGAUUCUUUUUAAACCCUCCUAUCUUAUGCCUUGCAAUGCUAGUAACUGAAAGUUCUGCAUUUUAAAACAAUACAGAUUCCCUAUUUAUUAAACUAAUAUUUACGAAGCGUAAGCAACCAAUAAAAGUAAACUAUUGAUAUUUAAAAUAUGAAUGAUUACCAAGCAGUUGUUAAAGAAAAACGAAACUAUUAUGAAUUAACACAAAUGUAUCGAAUGUAUAUCGUGCAGUAUCCUUGCCUAUAUUGUCAAUGAGAAGUGCAACCUCGUUGAAAAUGAAGAAUAAUAAAGAAUUCGUGGCUUCCAUUACUUGCUGGCAACACUUGUAAAAAAUGUAACAGCUAACAAUUAAACUAAGGGUAAGAUUACAACGUUAUAAGUCAGUAUAGUAUCUACAUCAAAUAUUUAAGUUAAAACACUAUGGCUUGACAUAAAUAACGAUAUAAGUAAACUAACUAUCAUGUUAUUUGAUAGACACAUUAGUAGGAUCAUAUUGUGCUUCAUCCAAAAGCAAAUGAAUUACCUAACAAACUAAAAUAAUCAUUUUGUUAUAAUACAACACUAAUGUAAACUGUAAACUAUGUAUUGUAUUGCGCGCAAUGAAUCCGGACGCUAAGUUUAUCACUUAAACGAAUGUUGUUUCUUUAUUGAGAAUGUGCUAGUUGCAAGUGCGGAUAGUUAUAUUAAUGUUAGAGCAAAGACCACUACCUAUUGUUAUGACUAAUUAUUUUUACCGUCAAAUGUAGGUAUCUCUUGUAAGAUAGUACUAGACUAAUAGCUCAAGAUUUAUGGUGUGGUAUUAUGCGAUUUAUUUGGUUCGGAUUCGGAAACAAUGUAAACGAAUUUAGACGUAAAGCAAACAACCCUUUUCCUCAUCCUGUUACUAAAAUGAUAUAAUAAACUCACACCUAUAAUUGUUUAA
Molecule: messenger RNA, 5770 nt
Organism: Dalotia coriaria
Lineage: Eukaryota; Metazoa; Arthropoda; Insecta; Coleoptera; Staphylinidae
Gene: nolo
Product: no long nerve cord
Exons: 16
Coding region: 497-4177 (1226 amino acids)
Biological process (GO): extracellular matrix organization; proteolysis
Cellular component (GO): extracellular matrix
Molecular function (GO): metalloendopeptidase activity
Source: RefSeq, a predicted model, not a curated record